CUUGGCAUGUUGUUUAACGUUUGGCUGUCCUCAAAUGCGCUCUCUACAAACGCUACGCGAUCACUGAAAACGCUAGCGUUCGCUGAAAUCAGUAGAAGGCUAAAAGUUUUAUAACGUGUCUCCUGCAUAUAGUUUGUUUCGUGCACAGUGUUUUCGGUAAACAGUUUGUGAACAUUACAGCAGAGCGAGUUGCUUCAAACACCUGCUGCUUCUUCCUGGGGCGUCUACUCUCAUAUUCGUUACCAGGUUACAGCCUAGUGAUGGCGUAGGGAGUAAUGUAAUGUUGAGUCAAGGACUUCCCGUGCCAUACGGCUCGCGGUGGCACAUUGAAAACGAGUUGCACAGACGCAAUGCAAGUCGGGCUCCGAGUCCAAAUAACUGACAACCGCCUGCCAUUCUGAAAUAGAGUAGUUAUUCCAUUACGUCUUGUUAACUGUUUAAAAAAUAUAUAUAUUUGUCAAGUCAAUUUACGAUAUUGGCAGUCACAUGGCGUUCGCUUUCCGAAUGUAGUCUACUUUUGCAUAAUUCUCCGGAUAUCUACAAAGCACAGUUCAGCCCUUCAACAGUUCCAUACAAGGACAAAUGCUAUAGCUCUAGGGUGGACAGAGGUCAUCGCCCAAGGCUUCUAAGCAAGGCACCAUGGAGUUUCCCUCCGCGUACCCUUUCGCAGCUGCCUACGCUCAUGACAACAGGUCUGUCCUCGACCUUUACCCAGACCUGCCCAUGUUCCAGGCCCUGUUCAAUGACACCCUCAACGGCUCCUGCCUCUUCAACGACACCGGCUGCAACGGCACGACCCCGGCGAACCCCCAGGGGCCCAUAUCGGGGGUGCUCAUUCCGCUAAUCUACAUCGUGGUGUGCAUCAUUGGCCUAGGGGGCAACACGCUGGUCAUCCACAUCGUGCUGCACUACUCCAAAACGGAGUCGGUCACCAACAUCUACAUCCUGAACCUGGCCAUCGCCGACGAGCUCUUCAUGCUGGGCCUGCCCUUCCUGGCCGUGCAGGGCGCAAUGCACUCCUGGCCCUUCGGCUCGCUCAUGUGCCGCCUGGUGAUGACGGUGGACGCCAUCAACCAGUUCACCAGCAUCUUCUGCCUGACGGUGAUGAGCGUCGACCGCUACCUGGCCGUGGUGCACCCCAUCCGCUCGUCCAAGUGGCGCCGGCCGCAGGUGGCCAAGGUGGUCAACGCCACCGUGUGGCUGCUCUCCUUCACGGUGGUGCUGCCUGUGGUGGUGUUUGCCGGCGUGCACCACGGCCACUGCAACAUCAUCUGGCCGCAACCGGAGAGCGUGUGGCGGGCGGCCUUCAUCAUCUUCACCUCCAUCGUGGGCUUCUUCCUCCCGCUGCUGGUCAUCUGCCUGUGCUACCUGCUCAUCGUCUUCAAGAUCCGCAGCUCGGGCAAGAAGGUGCACGCCACGUCCACCAAGCGCCGCAAGUCCGAGCGCAAGGUGACGCGCAUGGUGGUGAUCGUGGUGGCCGUCUUCGUGCUCUGCUGGCUGCCCUUCUACGCGCUCAACAUCCUCAACCUGAUGGUGCAGCUGACCGGCGAGCCCAAGGGCCUCUACUACUUCGUGGUGGUGCUGCUGUACACCAACAGCUGCGCCAACCCCAUCAUCUACGGCUUCAUGUCCGACAACUUCAAGAGGGGCUUCCGGAAGGCCCUGUGCCGCUCCUCGCGCCGCGUGGACAACCACGACACCACAGACCAGCACCGCCGCCGCCAGCUGCAGGGGGAGCAGCAGCAGCAGCAGCAGCAGCAGCAGCAGCAGCAGCAGCAGCAGGAGGAGCAGGAGGAGCUGCAGCAGCUGCAGCGGCGGCGCCACAUGCUCAAGCCACGGGAGAGCCUGCGGAGGGGUGUGAGGGGCCACCAGGAGGAGGAGGAGGAGGACGAUGACGAAGAUCAGGAGGAGGUGACGGAGAUGACAGAGAUCUGUAAGAUCACCCAGAACGGAAACGGCAAUGUCAGCCGACAGCAGGCCGAGACCUCUUGUGCCCUGCUCUCCGACAAGGUAGCAGCCGCAGAGUUGUCGCACGAGUUGGUGUCUCCGGACGGGAGGGGGAUGGCGGCAGGAGACGGCGGCCCGGGGAAAGCCCCAGGCUUUGGGCCUCCGGUGGCCAUGCCGUCCUUACUUCAUGGAGCUAAAAACGGAAGUGUCAAACCACUCCCAGAGGAGCCAGUAGAGAAGAACACGCUUCUGGAGAUCAGCUACUUGUAGUGUGAAAACAGGCUACCGCCUUUCUUUCACUUGAAAUAGAUUUACAGUAUUAUUGAUUUAACUCCUCCUCAGCAGACUUGCAGUCUUGAACUUCUGCCAUUUUUUUCUGUGAUAGCAGAACAAAACAAACAACAAAAAAAAACACAUUCGGUUUAAAGGAGCUCAGUGUUCAUGUCAAGAUAUUUGUUGUGAAGCAGACUGAUCUCUCUCUUGGAAGUCAUUUCUCACUGCCUGACCUUUGAAUAUAUAGCAUAGUACAUCCAACUGUGACCAUUUGUGACUUCACAAGAUGAAUGAACGGUCAACUACACACAUGCACAGCACCAACGCACUGAGAGGACAAAACUCAACAGUAUGUGCAUAGCAUAUGCAUGUGCCUUUACCUUGAGUCGUCAUGGAGACCUUCAGCUGCUUCCCACUAGCCGACACUCCCGUAAUUGAGCAUUUCAGUGAUCUCAGGUAUGUCGAUUUUUUGACGCCAGGGGAGUUCGUUAUUUUCGAUAUCCCUGUGUAAAUCCAAACUAAGUGCUCACAAUCACUCUUACUACCCCUCAUCACCAUUUUCUCAACAAAAGAUGAGUAGCCAACAAAACAUGCAAAUGGACAGUGCGAACCAUUUUCUUAACAAGUUACCGACCAAAAAAAAUCAAAUACGUUUUAAAAGGUGGAUCUACCGAAUAGCGCAGAGCAGGUCUAAAAAUCCCUCAGAGACUCACAAAUACAUUUCUCAUUCCCCCGCCCCCAGCCGCAUCCAAAGUGGCGAGGGAGAGCUCUGCAAUCACCCGCAUUGCCUUCAAUCAGCACAAAUGAGGUGCAGCUGCACUUUGUUGAUGUGCCGAGUGUUUAGCGGCCCCGGUGAGGCCACAGCCACUUAACGGCUGAUAUUAGGCC
Molecule: messenger RNA, 3108 nt
Organism: Clupea harengus (Atlantic herring)
Lineage: Eukaryota; Metazoa; Chordata; Actinopteri; Clupeiformes; Clupeidae
Gene: sstr3a
Product: somatostatin receptor 3a
Biological process (GO): neuropeptide signaling pathway
Cellular component (GO): neuron projection; plasma membrane
Molecular function (GO): somatostatin receptor activity; neuropeptide binding
Source: RefSeq, a predicted model, not a curated record